This is a messenger RNA of Candoia aspera, 2550 nucleotides long. It is a transcript of the gene FERMT1, whose product is annotated as FERM domain containing kindlin 1. Gene Ontology annotation, biological process: cell-matrix adhesion; integrin-mediated signaling pathway. The coding region runs from base 29 to 2056 and encodes 675 amino acids. Gene Ontology annotation, cellular component: focal adhesion. Gene Ontology annotation, molecular function: integrin binding. The transcript is spliced from 14 exons. The record is from RefSeq and is a predicted model, not a curated record. NCBI's taxonomy places the organism in Eukaryota, Metazoa, Chordata, Lepidosauria, Squamata, Candoiidae.
AACAAAUGUUGGAAUUCUCAGCAGGGCUAUGAUUUCUUUAAAUGAAUAUGGUUCCAAUUCCUGGGAGCUCAGAGUCACGGUUGAUCAUCACAAUGGAGAAGAACAAAAAGAGACUACCCUUCAAGUAUCAGGAGACCUUCAUGUUGGAGGAUUGAUGCUCAGGCUUGUGGAACGAAUUGGGAUAUCGCAAGAUUGGUCAGACUAUGCCCUUUGGUGGGAGCAGAAGAAAUACUGGCUUCUGAAAACUCAUUGGACACUAGACAAAUACGGAGUACAAGCAGAUGCCAUGCUAUUGUUUACCCCUCAGCACAAAAUCCUGCGCCUUCUCUUACCAAGCAUGAAAACUGUGAGGCUGAAUGUUAGCUUCUCUUCUGUGGUAUUCAGGGUUGUUGGGGACAUCUGCAAGAGCCUUGGUAUUCGGCGAUCAGAAGAACUGUCUCUGCUGAAGCCAACCGAUGAGACAAAAAAGAAAAAGAAAAAAGACAAAGACAAUGAACCAGUCGUAGAAGAUAUUUUAAACCUGCAUAAUUCUCCAGUGAGUUUGGGAUUGCCAGCUAGUCCUGGCUUAUACAGCAAAACCAUGACUCCCACUUAUGAUCCCAUCACUGGUACGCCUGUCUCUUCCACUGUGGCAUGGUUCAGUGACAGCCCCUUGGCACAACAGAGCUGGACCACCCUCGCUUUCAGCCAUCCUAGCUGUGCGCCAGAAACCCUUGCCAAAAUGUAUCAGCCUCGAACAUUGGUCGACAAAGCAAAACUGAAUGCUGGAUGGUUAGAUUCAUCUCGAUCACUUAUGGAACAAGAUAUCCAGGAGGACGAUCAACUUCUACUCCGUUUUAAAUACUAUGAUUUCUUCGAUUUGAAUGCAAAAUAUGAUGCAGUACGGAUCCACCAGCUAUAUGAACAAGCCCGCUGGGCUAUUCUGCUGGAAGAAAUAGACUGCACAGAAGAAGAAACCUUCAUUUUUGCUGCAUUGCAGUACCAUGUCAGCAAGCUGACAUUAUCAUCAGGGUCGCAAGACUUCACAGCUGAAAGCGAAACCGACGAAGUGGAAGCAGCACUUUCCAAUCUUGAAACAACACUAGAAGGUGGAAAAUCAGAGAAUAUACUGGAGGAUAUCACAGACAUUCCAAAGCUUGCUGAUAACCUCAAGCUAUUUAGAUCCAAAAAGCUGGUGCUGAAAGCCUUCAAGCAAUAUUGGUUUGUCUUUAAAGACACAUCAGUGUCUUAUUUUAAAAACAAAGAAGCUGAGCAUGGAGAACCUAUCGAGAAGCUCAACCUAAGAGGAUGUGAAAUUGUCCCAGAUGUAAGUGUGUCAGGGAAAAAAUACAGAAUUAAAUUACUCAUCCCGGUUGCUGAUGGAAUGAAUGAAAUACAUUUGAGGUGUAAUGAUGAAGAGCAGUAUGCCAGGUGGAUGGCUGCUUGUGUGUUGGCUUCCAGAGGGAAAACAAUGGCAGACAGUUCUUAUCAAUCCGAGGUCCACAACAUCCUCUCGCUCCUGAAAAUGAAAAGCAGAACGGCUGCACCCCAGGAAGUUUCGGAUGUAGAAAGCAUGGAUGUGAAACCAGAAUGCUUCAUCUCACCACGAUAUGCUAAGAAAUACAAAUCUAAGCAGCUGGCAGCUCGCAUUCUAGAAGCCCACCAGAACAUCAUGCACCUGUCUCUUAUGGAAGCCAAACUGAGGUUUAUCCAGGCAUGGCAAUCCCUUCCAGAAUUCGGCUUAUCCUAUUAUAUUGUAAGAUUUAAAGGAAGCAAGAAGGAUGAUCUCCUGGGGAUUUCUUAUAACAGGCUGAUUAGGAUAGACACAGCUACUGGGGACCCAAUUACAACAUGGAGAUACUCAAAUAUGAAACAAUGGAAUGUGAACUGGGAGAUACAGCAGGUUGCCAUUGAGUUUGAUCAGAAUGUAUCUAUUGCUUUUGCUUGCUUGAGCGCAAAUUGCAAGGUGGUUCAUGAAUACAUUGGUGGCUAUAUUUUCCUGUCAACCCGUUCCAAAGACCAGAAUGAGACAUUGGAUGAAGACUUGUUCCAUAAAUUAACUGGUGGAUGGGAAUGAAAGGAAACAAGAAGCUUUUGCUGGAUUGCAUAGGAGGGCAAGAGGUGAUUGUGCUCACCAGGGUGGCUCCUUGGUACCCUGGUCCUGCCUGAUUCCUUUAAUAAAAAUAGAUAAAAGAGGAAGCUGGAAUAUCGCUAAGCAAAGCAUCAGCCUUUGGCAUCAUAUUUAUGGACAUCAUAUUCAUGGACAACAAUCACAUCUCCCUUGGUGGCCAUUUGUGAGUGUGCCCACAAGAUGCUUUCAAAAUUCCAAAUGUGCCCUCUGCACAAAAAGUUUGCCUAUCCCUUGCCUAGGGUAAACAGGACUUCAGAAAUCAAGAUGGAGGGCUCUUCACUUUACUGAUCAAAACCCAGUGUUCAACUAUUGUUGUUUUCUCCAUGGCCAUUUGAGAGAGGUGAUGGUGGAAAAAGACUGAAUUACAAAUGGAAGAUUAUGUCAGAUGGACCCCUCACAAAAUUCCACGAAUAAAGCAGAAUUGAAGUCUCUUCUGAAAA